Molecule: messenger RNA, 6370 nt
Organism: Schistocerca cancellata (South American locust)
Lineage: Eukaryota; Metazoa; Arthropoda; Insecta; Orthoptera; Acrididae
Gene: Rgl
Product: ral guanine nucleotide dissociation stimulator-like 1
Exons: 15
Coding region: 42-2237 (731 amino acids)
Biological process (GO): positive regulation of GTPase activity; Ras protein signal transduction
Cellular component (GO): plasma membrane
Molecular function (GO): guanyl-nucleotide exchange factor activity
Source: RefSeq, a predicted model, not a curated record
CCCGCGAGUGUGCAUGCCGACGCCGGCCGCCGUGCCGCCGCAUGCUGCUGCACUGCGCGUGCGCGGGCCCUCCGGCGCGCAAGCACCGCCCCAAGACGCAGUGGUAUGUCAAGCAGCCGACCUGGAGACUGUGGGGCGAGGAGCGCGUGGAGGGUGCUCUCUACACCGUCUACCUCAAGAAGGUGCGAUACCACCGCCCGACGCGAAGCGUCUCUUCCGAUUCAGAUGAUGAAAUAUCACACCUAGAGUGGGAGACUGUCCGUGUUCGAUUUGUGAAAGCAGGCACCUUGGAGAAACUUGUUGAGAGUUUAGCAACUGAUGAUGGUGAACUUGAAUCUACUUAUAUUAAUGUCUUCCUGACCACAUACAGAACUUUUGCCAGUGCUCGACAAGUGCUCACUCUGCUGCUUGACAGGUAUGAACAGCUAGCAAAUGGUAAACUCGACUUACCUGAGGCAGUAAUGGAACAACAUAUGAAGACUCUAGUCCUUGCGUUGCAUGUGUGGCUGGAUUCAUUUCCUGAAGACUUCAGAGAUCCCCCAAUGCAUCCUACUCUUCAUCAGCUGCUAUACUUCUGCCAACAGUAUCUACCUGAAUCAGAACUUGAAGUAAAAGUGCGGCACAGGCUUGACAGGUUCAACAAGGAAGACCAAAUGUUAGAUUAUUCAGAAUAUUGUUCUGGCAGCUUAUGUUUUCAUCCUUCCCUUGUCAAUGGCAACUCUGCUCACUUUUAUCACUUUCCUGAUGUACCUGAGAGGCAUUUUGCUGAACAGCUGACUAGAAUGGACAGUGAGCUGUUCAAAAAACUUGUUCCUCACCAAUGCCUUGGUGCCAUUUGGUCACGACGUGACAAGAACAGAAGCCAUGAAGCUGCAACAGUGCUGGCCACUGUAAAUCAGUUCAAUGCUGUUUCAUUCCGUGUCAUCAGUACAGUCCUUAUGGAUCCUGACAUCCGACCAAGUGAAAGGGCAAAGGUGAUAACAACAUGGAUAGACAUUGCUCAGGAGUUAAGAAUACUGAAAAAUUUCUCAUCAUUAAAAGCAAUCAUUUCUGGGCUACAGUCAAAUCCUGUGUAUAGACUGCAGAAAUCAUGGCAGCUUCUACCCAGGGAGAAGGUGGAACUGUUUGAAGAACUAGCCAGGAUAUUUAGUGAGGAUAAUAAUCAGUGGGCUCAGCGUGAACUACUUAUGCGAGAAGGAACAGCAAAAUUUGCUGACACAGUUGGUGAAAAUGACAGGCAGUUACAAAAAGUAAUCCAGCGGCAGCAUAAUAAUAGUGGAAGUAUAAGCCAUGGGACAAUUCCAUAUCUUGGCACAUUUUUGACUGAUCUCACAAUGAUAGAUACAGCUAUACCAGACACGGUUGCUGAUGGUCUUAUAAAUUUUGACAAAAGAAGAAAGGAAUUUGAAGUAUUAGCCCAGAUAAAAUUACUUCAGGGAGCAGCAAAUGCGUAUAACAUUCCUGAUGAUCCAAUGUUUGAUCGCUGGUUUGAUUCAGUUCUGGUACUUGAUGACAGAGAAGCAUAUGAAUUAUCAUGCCAGAUAGAGCCACCCAUACCAGGACAAGGACAGUCUGUUAUGGGCACUGUCAGAGAGCACAGAAAUAAAAGACGACCAGGACUGGGGCAUCGGAAAAAUGAUUCCAUUGCAAGUACAUCUAGUAGUUCUAGCAGUCAGUUUUAUUGUGACCUGGAUAGCCUCCCCUCGUCACCACAUAACUCACUAGACAGAAAGACAUCGCCAUCACAAAUGUCAUCCUCAUCCAGCAGUUCUUCCUUGCCAUCACUUGAUGUAUCUAUGAGCAGCAGCAACACAAAUACUUCAGCUGGAAAUCAAAGCAACAGUACUACCAGCAAGUCAUUAACUGUACCUUCUCAGAUGCACAGUCCUGCUCAAAAUAAGUUGCACGACUUUUACAUCAUACGUGUCACAGUUGAGACAAGUUCAGUUGAAACAGAAGGUAUUGUGCUGUACAAGAGCAUAAUGCUAAGCAACAAUGAGCGUACUCCACAAGUUAUACGAAAUGCUAUGCUGAAGCUGGGUCUGGAGGGGAACCCAGAUUCAUACACACUUGCACAGGUGUUACCAGAUAAAGAAAUGGUUCUUCCACCAAAUGCAAAUGUCUACUAUGCAGUCAACACAGCAUACAAUCUGAACUUCAUCCUUAGGCCUAAGGCAAGCAAAGAAUUGGAUUCAGCUAGCCGAACCAAACAACCCAAGAAGUCAAGUUCUACAUGAGCUAAUAUAUAACCUGAAGUCAAAGAAUAAAUAUUUGUGGAAGGCAGUGAUGGUACUAGCUUCAUGAGUUAAAAACUUAUGAUAAUAUGCCUCAUGCCCAGCUCGGUGCCUCUAAGAACAAUUUCUUGUUUCUGGGAGACAUUUCUUCUCAUUUUCAGCUGCUUGAGUAAACCAAUCGGUGGAGCUCAAAGCACCUGUCAUAAAUGGGUUAUAGAGGACAGUGGUUUUUAAGAGACUGAAUUUGAAUUUUAGGGAACUAAAAAGUGAAAAAGUUAAAUUAUUAUGAAGUGGUUACCGCCUCCUCGGCAAGUAACAAUGUUCUUUCUUGAAAUGUGUAACUUUUUAAGUUCUACUUGUACUUAAAAGAGAACAUUGACUGCAUCAUUGCAUGUACAAAUUUUAGCAUUUUAUCAGAUGACUAUUUCAUUUAUUUGUGCUUUACUGUGAAUUUAUGCAUGCCUCCUUGCACUCUUAAGAGGAUUAUGGAUUGCCAUGCACAAUUAUAUGAAGUAAUGGGUGACAGAUCUGGUUUUAAAUAGAGGUGAAGUUUGAAAAUUGUUAGUAAUAUUUUUCUGGAGCUGUAAAACAAACUAGAUUAGUGGCAUUAUAGCGACAAUUGAAUAGGUAAUUGGUGUAGUAAAUCAAAUGAGAGGCAUAAUUUUAUAAGCGCACCAUUCAGUUUAAACCAAAGAGCAGUUAUACUGGUUUUGUGGUGCUAUAUCUAAUAAGUGACUGAAUUUGUGGAGGGGAAAAUCUGGAGAUGACAGCUAAAUAUAUAUCCAGUAAGAGUCAAAGAGCAGUUGUGAUGUUGCUCUUGUUGCUAUUGUUACUGUGGGUCUAGACCAAAGUCCAAUUUGAAGCAGUCUCCAUGGUAGUCUGCAGUGUGCAAGCCUCUUCAUCUCUGAAUAACUAUUUCAGCCUACAUCCUUUGGAACCUGGCUGCUGUAGUCAAGCCUUGAUCUCCGUCUACAGUUUUUCUCCUUCUCAUUUUCUCCAUUACCAACUUGAUUAUCCUUUGUCUCAGCAUGUGUCCUGUUAACCAACUCCUUCAUUUAAACAAAUUGUGCCAUAAAGCUUUUUUUCCUGCCCCUUCAUUAUUUAUCCAAUCCGAUCAUCAUCAGCAUUCCAUUGCUUCAAAUUUCAAAAGCUCCAAUUGUCUUCUUGUCCAUACUGUUUACAUCCGUCUUUAACUUCCAUAUAAGGCUACCCAUUCCAUACUGCUACCUUUAGAAAACAUUUCCUAACACUCUAAUUUAUAUGAGAUGUAAACAGAUUUCUCUUUUUCUGGAACACUUUUCUUGCCAUUGUUAGUUUCAUUUUAUAUCCUCAGCCUUUGUCAGUUAUUUUGCUACCCACAUAGAAAACUCAACUUUCAGUAUGCCAUUUCCCAAUCUAAUUCCAUCAUCACCACCUGGUCUAAUUCAACUACAUUCCAUUACCCUUUUUAUUUACUUUUGUUGUUAUUGAUCGUACAGCCUCUCCUCAAGACACUAUCUGUGCCAUUCAACGUAAGUUCCAAGUCCCUUGCUGUCUCUGAUGGGACUAUUAUGUCAUCACCAAACCUUAAUAUUUUUAUGUUUUCUCUCUUCUGAACUUUAAUUCUCUUUCCAAAUUUCUAUUUGUUUUCCUUCACAGUCUGCUCAGUGUGUAGACUGAAUAAAUACAGGGGGCAGCCUACAACACUGACUCUCUCCCUUUUCAAUUACUGCCACCCUUUCUGAGGUUUGCUUCUAUGAGUGUUUCUAUACUGUAAAUAAUUUGCGUUUGUGUUUUUCAGUUAUUACUUAUUAAACUGAUGUUUCAGUAAUAUUCGCACUGGCAUUCUCAAAAUAAAUAAAUAAUUUUUUUAAAAAUAUUUAUUGUAACAGUCUCGGUGAAUAUAGUCCCACUUGAUUACUAUUUUCAAUCACGUCAAAUGAUCAUCAUCUUAUCUGAAAAUAAAAUAAAACAUUUAUAUCUAAGAACACCAAUGACUUUGCUGAUAGUGCCAAACAUAUUUCAGUACAGUAGAUGCACUGCUUGCAUCAUUUAAUGAACUUAUUUAGUAUUAACAUUUUAUAUCAUUUUUAGAUCUGAAGAUGAUCAUUACAAGUGACUGAAACUACUUAUCAAGUGUGAUUAUUCAAACUGAGACUAUUAUAACAAAUAUUUUAAAAAAAUUGAACAGUUGCAGACUCUCUCAUGACAAUAAUGCCUUCCUUUACUAAAAUAAAUAAAUAAAUAAACAAACAAACAAAAAUUAGCAGUUAGAACAAGGAACUCAAAAAUAAUGCUAAGAUACUGAAGACAUAAUGUUGCCAGCAAACCUAUUGGACAGUGUAGUUCUAAAAACAUGACUAUAAAUUGAUGGAAAGUUGGGAAGACAGAGUAGAUAAAAAUAAAUAAAAUGUGUCAAAUGAGCAGCAACAAUAACAAUAAAACAACCACCAUCUUCAUUAUCAUCACCAGCAUCUAGUACGUAAAUAACUUUGCUGGCGAAGGGUGAUUUUUAUGUGGUGUGGGCAGCUGCUGCAUAAAAGUAAGAUUUUAAAAACUCAGGUUAUCUGCAGGCUCUUCAGUGCAUAUUAAAUUAGAAUUGUGGAAUAAAAAAUCCCUUCACUCUCCUCAGUUGGACUUGUCACCCAGUGCUUCAACUGUCUGGUAAAUGGUAGUGACCCAUCUCCCUCUUGAGUGACUUGUGUCUUCAGACAUUUCCAGGCAUGCUAACUGAAAUCUCUCCAAUGGACUGUGAUAGUGUGUUCAGUUUUGUAUAAAUAUUGUAACUCAUUUUCUUGUAGUCUCUGGUCACAAGUUCAAGGAUAAAUGUGGACCAAUGUAGAUAUUUGUACAUUUUUAUUGUAUAAUAUGAAAUGUAUAUAUAUUGUGUAAGUGUGAUUUGUGUAUGUGAUAAGUGUAUGAUGUUUUAAUUACUCUAGUGUGAUGCUCAGGAAUCUUUGUGUUAUUAUUACCACAAGGCAUAUGUAUGUAAAUAUUAGAUAGUAUUAAAACUGAAAUGAGAAACAACUGUUAUUUGGGUUACAGUUGUUGGUUUUCCAGUUUUAAUAUGGAGUCUGAGAUUCCUCAAUGGUCAUAACAAAACCAGUAUUAAAAAGAAAAAAACACACUCAUUACUUGAUUUUCCUAUAAUGCCCAUUAAAUGUGUGUUUGUAAGUGACAGAGCCAACAUAUGAUCAAAUAUGUCACUACAAAAAUGGAAAUGCAAAUUCCAGUAUACCUGAAUGAUGAGUGUAAAAACUGUUCUUGUAGGAAGGCCUGUUGAAUGACUAAGAAAUGUUUUAGAAACAACUUUCAAUUCAGUUAAAUACUGAAAACUGAUGUGAAUACAACAGUGCAUAAUUAACAAGAAUGUGCAUUUUAGUCGGCAUUUCAGAUGUCAUUAUGAAAUGCGCCAAUUCAUAAUGCAGACUGAUGAGUUUUCCACAGAAGUGUCACUCAUACCAAUGAAAAUUCAACAUAAUGUUUAGUCUUUACAAAUUGCCACAAAUGAGUGAAUAAAAGGCUGCUACAAUCUGCAAAUAACAAGUCAUGAUAAUUCUAUAGAGAAUUGUUUCUUCCAUAGAUUAUGUGAAAAUACAUAGAUCUAAUGCCUGAUAAUUAAUUGAAUUGAUGUUAAACAUUAUAAGCCCAGUAUUAUUCUUCUACUUGAUGAGCUCCUCAUCAAGCAUACAAAUAGGGGAGGCACCUAAAUGUGUCUGCCUAUUUUACAAUGGUAUAAACCACUUUUCUCCGUAUCAUAAUUUCCGAAAACAAGCUGUCAACAAAGAGAUCUUUCUUGUUAGUUAUGUUAUCUCUUCAGGAAUGGUGUAAUUCACUCACAUAAUUCAGCUAUUAAAAUUUUUCUUUAUGCUUAAGUUUUUCUAGGUUAAAUUUAAUAUGAAAGUAAGGUAAAUUUGAAGAAUGACAACCUGCACACUCUUGUUGGUAUGUACAGCUUCUUUAUUCCAUCUACACUGAAGUUUAAAGGAACCUUUCAGUGUGACAUCAUCUUAUGGAAUGGAAGAUAUGAAAUAGUAUGAAUCUCAGAAUUAAUGGUGCCUGUUUGCUCACAUAAUCUGGUGCCAAUUUUAUGUGAUGAAAUGUCUUUUUUAGUCAUACAUGUAUGUGCAAUAUGUUAAGAUAAUAUCUCAACUAUA